AUGUCGAAGCUUAAUAAAGAUGUGAUAACCCUGAUAUUAAAAGAAUUAUAUGAUAAAGAUAAUACACUUUAUCCAUAUGCACAUAUCAUUAUAAUUAAUGUAAUACUUUCAUAUUUAUCAGAAGAAUCAAGAGAUAAUUUGAAGAGUCAAGGAAUCAAACUUCCAAAAACAUAUCAACAACCUUUAUUAAAUUAUAUUAGUUUUUGGAAAUAUUUAAAUUUAGAUGUAUUAGAUGUGAUAGAGACUUUUGUAACAGAUACAAAUAAUAUUAUUAUUAAACCCGAAAUUCAUAUUUUAAGAUUAGAAAUCAUGAAUAUAUUUAGUAGGAAUACAAAAUUUUAUUUUCUUCGUAGUUUUUCUCAUUCUUCCUUUUUUAUUUUUGGUACUGAACUUUGUUUCUCAGAACUUGAAUCCUUUUGUUGUAAUUCUACUACAAUCAACAACAUUUUAGCAAAAGAAUUGGCUAUAUUAAAUACAUCUAGUGUUUGGAAUCGAAUAUAUUCGAAUAUACUCGAACCACUUGAAGAGUCACUAAUUAAAUGCGCUGAUACUAUUCAAUAUUUGAGAAUAGAUUGGAAACCUGUCACAAAAUUAUUUUCAUAUCUUGUAAAUUUAUUAAGUUUAGAAAUAAACGCUUUUGGCCACAAAAAUUGGAAUCAUUUGGAAAAGAUUUCUUUACCUCUUUUAAAAUAUCUAAAAGCUCAAUUCUUCUCAUCUAAUAUUUUAGCAAGUUUAAUUGAAAAUACAAAAGGAAAUCUUAUUGAAAUAAGUAUUAUUUAUGAUCGAAGUGAUGAUGAAGGAAGGCUUAUCCAGGCAAUUUAUCAAAAUUGUCCAAACCUAAAUUAUCUUAAAUUAUCAUUGUUUAAUGAGAAUAUUUCAGAAUUUGAAAAUUUAUUAAUUAAUUGUCGAAUUUUAAAUGGAUUAGAAAUUUACAGUACACACGAGGAUCAAAUUAAUUGGAAAAUUUUAUUUGAAGUAUUGAUGAGGUCUGCACCAAUUAGUUUAUUUAAAUUUAAAUUUAUAUAUUUUUCUAUUGAUUCUUAUCUGAAAAUUGAUUUGGAAUCUUUAAGUUUAUUUCUCGACAAUUGGAAAGAUAGGCGUUCUAUGUUAUUACAAAUCUUUUCAUUGGGAGAUAUGUUAAACGUGGAGCAGAAACGGCAACAUCUGCUAAAAUUAAAAGAUUUUUUACAAAAAUAUAAAACAAAAGGAGUAAUCAAAAAUUAUGUCACUGAUGGGAUGGGAUUUGAAGAUUUUGAAUGGAUUCAAAGAAAAUUCCUUAAAGGAAGAUUAAAAUAAUUGAUGGAAAAUCGCAAUUUAAUCACGGAAAAUUAGAAAGUUAUAUGUUAGAACCAAAUUUUAUUUAGAAUAUUAGCUUUUUUUUAGUGAAUUUAUGUUACUUAUUGGGUAAAAUGUAAAUAAUAAAAUGUUUCAAUAUGCAGUGUAAUACUGUAAUUAUCAAAAAAUUCAUAAUAAAGUCAGUGAAUUGAUUCUAUGAUGCAGUUAUAAGUUUAAGCAAAUAAACGUUUUCAAACUUCAAAGCAUUAUGAUUGUGUGCGUCACGAUGGAGAGUCAUUUGAGAAUACAGGACCGAUAUAGCCCCACAUCCAAUAAAAACGUUUUUGAUCAUGCAUUAAUUAAU
Rhizophagus irregularis DAOM 181602=DAOM 197198 is the source of this 1639-nucleotide messenger RNA. The record is from RefSeq and is a predicted model, not a curated record. NCBI's taxonomy places the organism in Eukaryota, Fungi, Glomeromycota, Glomeromycetes, Glomerales, Glomeraceae.